CAGCCACCUCGUUCGCACCUGACCAUGGAGUGCGCCCUUCUGUUCGCCUGUGCCCUCCGGGCUGCGGGUCCCGGGCCGCCGUGGGUCCCCGCCGGACUGGGGCGUCUGGCCAAGGCGCUCCAGCUGUGCUGCCUCUGCUGUGCUUCGGUGGCCGUUGCCUUAGCCAGUGACAGCGGCAGCAGCGGUGGCAGCGGAUUAAAUGAUGAUUACGCCUUUGUCACACCCGUAGAAGUGGACUCAGACGGGUCAUAUAUCUCACACGACAUUCUGCACAACAGGAAAAGGAGAUCAGCACACGGUGCCAGCGGCUCCCUGCACUACCGCUUUUCAGCAUUUGGACAGGAUCUACACUUAGAGCUUAAGCCCUCGGCGAUUUUGAGCAGUCACUUUAUGGUCCAGGUACUUGGAAAGGACGGCGCUUCAGAGACUCGGGAGCCCGAGGUGCAGCAGUGUUUGUAUCAGGGAAUUAUCAGAAAUGACAGCUCGUCCUCCGUUGCUGUGUCUACGUGUGCCGGCUUGUCAGGUCUGAUAAGGACACGAGACAAUGAAUUCCUCAUCUCACCGCUACCUCAGCUGCUGGCCCAGGAACACAACUACAGCUCGCCUGCAGGCCACCAUCCUCACGUCCUGUACAAAAGGACAGCAGAGAAGAGGGUCCAGCGGUACCAAGACUACCCUGGCUCCCACCGGACUUUUCCUGGUCACCCCCCAAGUCACACUCCCCCUGCUUCCCAGAGCCAAGAGACAGAGUACCGCCAUCGAAGGUGGCAAAAGCAGCAUUUUUGUGGACGACGCAAGAAAUAUGCUCCCAAGCCUCCUGCAGACAACACCUAUCUACGCUUUGACGAAUAUGGGGGCACGGGACGGCCCAGAAGAUCAGCUGGAAAGUCACAAAAGGGUCUCAAUGUGGAAACACUUGUAGUGGCAGAUGCAAAGAUGGUAGAGAAGCAUAGCAAGGAUGACAUCACCACGUACAUUCUUACUGUCAUGAACAUGGUUUCUAGCUUGUUCAAAGAUGGGACGAUUGGAAGUGACAUAAACAUUGUGGUUGUGAGCCUAAUUCUUUUGGAAGAGGAACCCGAAGGCUUGCUGAUCAAUCACCAUGCAGACCAGUCUCUAAAUAGCUUCUGUCAAUGGCAAUCUGCCCUCGUGGGAAAGAAUGGCAAGAGGCAUGACCAUGCCAUCCUCCUCACAGGAUUUGACAUUUGUUCCUGGAAGAAUGAGCCAUGUGACACACUAGGAUUUGCUCCUAUCAGUGGGAUGUGCAGUAAGUACCGAAGCUGUACCAUCAAUGAAGACACAGGACUUGGCCUGGCCUUCACCAUUGCACAUGAGUCAGGGCACAACUUUGGCAUGGUUCAUGAUGGUGAAGGCAACCCCUGCAGGAAGGCAGAAGGUAACAUCAUGUCGCCCACGCUGACUGGAAACAACGGGGUGUUUUCAUGGUCUUCCUGCAGCCGACAGUAUCUGAAGAAAUUCCUCAGUACACCACAGGCUGGCUGUCUGGUGGAUGAGCCCAAGCAAACGGGACAGUAUAAAUAUCCGGACAAACUCCCAGGACAGAUUUAUGAUGCUGACACACAGUGUAAGUGGCAAUUUGGAGCCAAAGCCAAGCUGUGCAGCCUUGGGGUUAUGAAGGACAUUUGCAAAUCGCUCUGGUGCCACCGCGUGGGCCACAGAUGUGAAACCAAGUUCAUGCCUGCAGCAGAAGGAACCGUUUGUGGCUUGAGUAUGUGGUGUCGACAGGGUCAGUGUGUGAAGCUUGGAGAGCUCGGGCCCCGGCCCAUCCACGGCCAGUGGUCGGCCUGGUCAAAGUGGUCAGAGUGUUCGCGGACGUGUGGAGGAGGAGUCAAGUACCAGGAGAGACACUGUAGUAAUCCCAAGCCUCAGUAUGGUGGCAAGUUCUGCCCAGGAUCUAGCCGUAUCUAUAAACUGUGCAACAUCGAUCCUUGUCACGAGAACAGCUUGGACUUCCGUGCCCAGCAGUGUGCCGAGUAUAACAACAAGCCCUUCCGGGGAUGGCUGUACCGGUGGAGACCGUAUACAAAAGUCGAAGAGGAAGAUCGAUGUAAACUCUACUGCAAGGCCGAGAACUUCGAGUUUUUUUUCGCCAUGUCCGGCAAGGUGAAAGAUGGGACGCCUUGUUCCCCACACAGAAAUGAUGUCUGCAUCGAUGGAAUUUGUGAGCCAGUGGGAUGUGACCACGAGCUUGGCUCUAAGGCAGUCUCAGAUGCAUGUGGUGUUUGCAAAGGCGACAAUUCAACGUGCAAGUUUUAUAAAGGCCUGUACCUCAGUCAGCACAAAGCAAACGAGUAUUACCCUGUGGUCACCAUCCCAGCUGGGGCCAGAAGCAUUGAAAUCCAGGAGUUGCAGCUUUCUUCCAGUUAUCUUGCUGUCCGAAGCCUCAAUCAAAAGUAUUACCUCACAGGGGGCUGGAGCAUUGACUGGCCUGGGGACUUCACCUUCGCGGGGACCACAUUUGAAUACCAGCGUUCCUUUAACCGCCCAGAACGCCUGUAUGCACCAGGACCCACAAAUGAGACGCUGGUCUUUGAAAUUUUGACACAAGGCAAGAAUCCGGGGGUCACUUGGAAGUACGCACUCCCCAAGGGCGUGAAUGUCACUCAGCCUGCCUCAAAGAGAUACCAGCACACCUGGCGCACAGUGCAGUCUGACUGCUCAGUCUCCUGUGGGGGAGGUUACAUAAGCAUCAAGGCCAUUUGUUUACGGGACCAAAACACUCAAGUCAAUUCCUCGUUCUGCAGUGUAAGAACCAAGCCAGCAACAGAACCCAAGAUAUGCAAUGCUUUCUCCUGCCCAGCCUACUGGCUGCCAGGAGAGUGGAGCGCGUGCAGCAAGUCCUGCGCCGGAGGCCAGCAGAGCCGGAAGAUACGGUGCGUGCAGAAGAAGCCUUUCCGGAAGGAGGAGGCUGUGCUGCACUCCCUCUGCCCCGUGAGCACGCCCACGCAGGUUCAAGUCUGCAACAGCCAUGCCUGCCCUCCAGAGUGGAGCUCCGGGCCCUGGUCUCAGUGUUCCAAGACCUGCGGACGAGGAAUGAGGAAACGUGAGGUCCUCUGUAAGAACUCCGCAGCGGAGACGCUCCCCGAGAGCCUGUGUUCGGGCAGCCCCAGGCCCGAGGCCCAGGAGGGCUGUGUGCUGGGGCGCUGCCCCAAAAACAACCGGCUCCAGUGGAUGGCAUCUUCGUGGAGUGAGUGUUCUGCCACCUGCGGUUUGGGUGUGAGGAAGAGGGAACUGAAGUGCAUUGAGAAGAACUUGCAGGGGAAACUGAUAACAUUCCCAGAGCGGAGAUGCCGAAACAUUAAGAAGCCAGGACUGGAACUGGAAGAAACCUGCAACCGAAGGGCUUGCCCAGUGUAUAGUGUGGUGGCUGGCUGGUAUUCAUCACCGUGGCAACAGUGCACAGUAACCUGUGGGGGAGGGGUCCAGACCCGAUCUGUCCACUGCAUGCAGCAAGGCCGGCCUUCCUCAAGUUGUCUACUCCAUCAGAAGCCUCCAGCACUCAGAGCUUGUAAUACAAACUUCUGUCCAGCUCCUGAAAAAAGAGAUGAUCCAGCCUGCAUCGAUUUCUUCAGCUGGUGUCACCUGGUCCCUCAGCACGGGGUCUGCAACCACAAAUUUUAUGGAAAACAGUGCUGUAGGUCAUGCACAAGGAAGAGUUGAAGCCAGAGGGCCCCCUCGCCCUCCUCAGACCGUACACGUCUGUCUCCAGGUCUUUCUACCAAGACUUCAAACCACAGAGGAACUACCAUAGGGUUUGAAGAAUGGACAGAUAGCCACCAGCCUCCUUAGUCGAUCCUGGAAGCACAUGGUACUCUAAGGCACUUGACAAUGAGAAGCGAUGACAAAUCCAACUUUAAAAAAAGAAAGAAAGAAAGAAAGAUAAAAAAGAAAGCCUUUGAUUUGCACUGUCAUUUGGAAAAGAAGAUGUGUAAUACUGAGAUAAACCAAAUUUUCGUUUUGAUAAUGUGGGAAUCCUGACUUCAGGACGGAUCUAGUCCCCACACACGUACUCUUGAACAUCAAAGGAUUCAAUGGAAAAAAAAACAAAACAAAACACCAAAACAUCUAUUUUAAAAAAAAUUCUUCAAGGCUUCAGGUUAAGGACUGAGCCUCAGACCCAUCGAAUAUGUGGAUGAAACUCUGACUAACAGUUGCUUGGAAUUUAUAGUGUCAAAAUCUGACGCCAAACGGUGCUCAAUGGGUGCUUGCUGCUGGACUGGCAAGCUUCAUCUUAUGGUUAUUUUGUGUGUUUUGUUGUUUAUUUGGUUUCAAGUAUGUUCUGCCUGUAGAGAGUCUCCAAGACUAAAAUUAACAACUUGAAACUCAUUCCCAGUAGCAUUUUGGAAGCAGGGCCACUUGGACUAUUUAAGUUCUCCAUGUAAUUAAAAUUCACACUUGAAGGGGAAAAAACCCCUCAAAUAUUGGUGCCCUUCACCUGACAUCGACCUCAUAACUUUUGGUGCUUAGUGAAUGGGAAUGUGGGAGGCUGGUGCCUGCUGUAUGAGAAUAAGAAUUGGCGACAUAUUCAUUUUUGGUGAAAUAGGCACUAACUGGUGAAAUAGCAUGCUUGAAGGAGGGAAGCCCACCAUUUAUAAUGUUCCAUACAUAUUAUCAGAAGGCUUAGAAAAUUAAAGGCUGCUUGUGGGUUUGGUUUUUUUGGUUUUUUUUUUUUUCCUACCAACUGACGAGUUUCAAUUUUCUCCAGGACUUGGUCAACAAGGAAAAAAAUAAAACACAGCGGCCAGAGAAAAAUUCAUCUGUCUUUUUGCUACAUUAAUAAAUUACAACUCACCAAGCCCUUCCAUGAAAAACAGUAUUUCACCAUGUCUCAGACGAGAGUUUGGUUAUUGGGAACCAGCUGUUGAUGGGCAUUAACAAGCUUAAAAUUGUUCUCAAUUGGAAAAACACUGCACUGUUUUGCCAAAACCAGAGUAACUUAAAAGACUGUG
Molecule: messenger RNA, 4970 nt
Organism: Psammomys obesus (fat sand rat)
Lineage: Eukaryota; Metazoa; Chordata; Mammalia; Rodentia; Muridae
Gene: Adamts18
Product: ADAM metallopeptidase with thrombospondin type 1 motif 18
Exons: 23
Coding region: 25-3681 (1218 amino acids)
Biological process (GO): proteolysis; extracellular matrix organization
Cellular component (GO): extracellular matrix
Molecular function (GO): metalloendopeptidase activity
Source: RefSeq, a predicted model, not a curated record